AUGCCUUUCAGAUCUUCCAAUGAUGGCCUCGAUUUUAGAGUUCACCACAAGCACCUUGAAGAAGAUCUUGAAUUUCUUCGCGGGCUAUCACCUGAAUGCUGCUCCAACCUGACAAAGCUGUCUGUUUGCUUGCAUUUGCACGGCGGAUACCCAUCCUCGGCCAAGUGUAUCCCUCUCAGUCAAAAACAUAUCGCCGACUGGCAAGCCGCUGCCAAACACGUUCUCUCUAAUGCUACACCGGGAAAAUUGAAGCUAGAUCUGGUAUGCGAUACAGGAGAGGAGGACAGCGAAUCGACCUCAGCGGUCCUCCAACCCCUGCUAGAUUUCGCCGGUGUCCUGGCCGAGUGUGAACUUCGAUUGCAUGACAAGCAAAAUAGUCGCAUAUCCAAGUAUGCUGAAGAGGUAGCUCUUCGUGCUAAAGGGUCGAAUGCGAGUUUACAAAGGCCUUUCCCGUUCAUGCAACUACCACCGGAAAUUAGGCACGAGAUACUAAAAUACACAGACCUAGUCGCGCCAAUGAACCAGGUCCAAUGGAGUCCAAACGAUGGCUUCCACAUUUGUCGCUGGAUUGAUUGCAUCCAUGACGAAUGCAGGGAUUACCUUAAGGAUCGUUGCUCCAAGUGCCAACCUCUGGGCUGCUUGAAGCCUGAACAUGGUUGGCGUGAGGCCCGGGUCGACUUCUGUCGUCUUGUUUGUAGCGGUUAUUCACCGCGCUGUCGGUGUUGGACUCCGCCACGAUCUCUGAUGCUCGUUAAUCGUACCAUGUACCAGGAAGCAUGCGACGUCUUCUACAACUAUAACCGCAUUAUCGUAUUUCCUAUAGUUCUCCAUGGACAUCACGUAACUCACGCUUCGUUCGGAACUAAACGACGCCCGAUACAGUUACCGAUAUCGCAAUUCAUUCUAAGAUAUAGGCAGCCAAGCAUCCUGUCUCGUCUGCGUUGUCUUGAGAUUGUAUUUCCGCCCAUCGAUCUGGACGCAUACCUCGAGGAAUCCAACCCUCUAUAUUCGGAUUGGUUGCUUGCUAUAGACAUUCUCAGAGUCCAUGCGAAUGUGUCCAACUUGAAAAUUAAUAUUCAUAUGAUGUUUCAUGGGUCUAACAACUGGACAUCUGACUAUUUCGUCCGUCAAAUGAACCUGUCAGACAACAAUACUGAAUCUUUAUUUAAGAUCCAUAAACGCCUUUUGGAGCCAUUGCAGGCAUUGCAAAAUAUGAAGAGUCUUUAUGUCCAUUUAGAGUGGCCGUGGCAUUGGAAUUUGAAGGGACGCCAGGCACCUGAAACCUGGCUGGAGCAGACUGUCAUGGGUGAUGAAUACGAUAGCCAUGCGAUUGGAAAGUCGGACCAAACACCAAGUAACUGGCUUAUUAGGGAAUGGAAAACGUUUGUUUACUGGGAUCUUGCUUCCGUUUAUUAA
Messenger RNA from Daldinia vernicosa, 1416 nucleotides. RefSeq lists its product as uncharacterized. Lineage: Eukaryota; Fungi; Ascomycota; Sordariomycetes; Xylariales; Hypoxylaceae. The record is from RefSeq and is a predicted model, not a curated record. The transcript is spliced from 2 exons. The coding region runs from base 1 to 1416 and encodes 471 amino acids.